Closterium sp. NIES-67 is the source of this 3202-nucleotide messenger RNA. NCBI's taxonomy places the organism in Eukaryota, Viridiplantae, Streptophyta, Zygnematophyceae, Desmidiales, Closteriaceae. The record is from the annotation of a GenBank genome assembly.
UGCUCAUGGAGACGAGAGAUUCACAACAGUCGUUGGCCGCCAUAAUCCCGAGUGUGGUUAGGACCGUAAAUUACUUCCUCCACCAUCCAUCCUGUUCCAUAAUAUUUCCCGAUGCAUCCACCACAUCACGUGUACUGUACUACUACUACGGUCCGCUGCAACCUAAGUGGGUCCGCGCCGCUCUUGGACCUUGCCGGGCCAGAACGACAUCCCAACCAACUACUAACCAAGUAGAAGGAGAACUGAGCGGCGGCCUCUGCUCUGCCGUCGUUGUCGCUCACUCAUGUCCGGCGCACCCUUUCUUGUCCUGAGGAUAAAAAAAUAACGCUGCAAUCACCGCCGCUGCCGACGCCGCCGCCGUCGUCGUCGUCGCUCUCUCAUGUCCGCUCCCCGGCGCCGCGUUUUACUCCUAGUAUCCACCGUGACCCCACCAUCCCAUGACGACUCGGACUCGGAGUCCCGACGGCUAACCUGCAAACCUCAUUUCACCGACUAUGGACCUCGCCCGCACCGCCGUUGCGAUGGUCAUGAUAGAUCCGGCAUCAAUCGAUGAUAGACUUGGGCCCGGGCCGGUACCUUCAAGGCACCUUCGGACAUUACAUCAAAAAUCGACUCAUUACAUUCGGACAGUAGUAGUACCUUGUCCGGCGCGCCAUAAUGAUCGUCACAAGCCACAGGCAGAAGGACCUUAUCCGGCCUCCUCCUCCUCCGAGGAAUCCGCCGCGUCGCGCCUUUCGCUUUCCAGUGGACUUUUGAGUCGACUCAAAAGUCACGAGGAAUCCGCCGCGUCUCGCCUUUCGCUUUCCAGUGGAGCUGGAGAUUUCCCGUUUCCAACUUGCACGCGUACCCGCUCGCUUUAUCCGCGAGCGAGCGGCCUCUGCCGGACUCUGCCCCAUCUCCCUUGGCCCCCGCGAAUCACGCUACUUUACCUAGUACUACUGCUUUUACCACCGCUACUAUCUCGCUCCGAUUCUUCGAGUUCUCCUGAAUACGCAGCGCACUUCCGGCGAUCUUCCGCCCUACGGGCCUACUUUCCGCACGCUGCCCCCGCGGCGGAUCAUGGCGCCCGUUGCGCUCUAUUCGCUCCCAAAUUGAUCGUGGCGCGAUACCGCGAGAGACGAUACUCAGUGAAGGUUCGAGAUCCCCCUCGGGGAACGUGGUGCCUUUUGAGUCGUCUCAAAAGUCACCGAGUACUAGAUCCCCCUCAGGGAACGUGGUGCCUUUUGAGUCGUCUCAAAAGUCACCGAGUACUAGAUCCCCCUCAGGGAACGUGGUGCCUUUUGAGUCGUCUCAAAAGUCACCGAGUACUAGAUCCCCCUCAGGGAACGUGGUGCCUUUUGAGUCGACUCAAAAGUCACCGAGUACGAGAUCCCCCUCAGGGAACGUGGUGCCUUUUGAGUCGACUCAAAAGUCACCGAGUACGAGAUCCCCCUCAGGGAACGUGGUGCCUUUUGAGUCGACUCAAAAGUCACCGAGUACGAGAUCCCCCUCAGGGAACGUGGUGCCUUUUGAGUCGACUCAAAAGUCACCGAGUACGAGAUCCCCCUCAGGGAACGUGGUGCCUUUUGAGUCGACUCAAAAGUCACCGAGUACGAGAUCCCGCUCAGGGAAAGUCAGCGCAGGUGGCGGCGGGCUCAGCAGCGCGCUCGCCGCCGGUGCUAGCGGUGGGGAGCGCGGCGAGAUUCGCGCGGCGCAGGAAGUUGGUGCGGAUGGGCGGGCGCGGGAGGAAGUGACCCUGGGGUGUCUGAUCCCGACCUACUCGCAAGACGGCACGAACAUGCUCGCAGCGAUCACCAUGGCUGUUGCUGACGUCAACAGCGACCCCACCAUCCUGCCACGUCAGCGCAUCCGCCUAGUCAUCGGCAACAUCAGUGCCAGCUCGCCGUCCACGCUCAGCCAGCUGGCAGCCAUAGCAACAGUGCAGCAGCGGCCAGUGGCAGUCAUAGGCCCGGGUACUUCCGACCAAGCAGCGCUAGUCAGCCCGCUUGCUACUGCCACUCAAACCCCCUUUGUGUCGGCGGCAGCAACAGACGUGCAGCUGACGGUGGGAGGCACCCGGCCCUACUUCAUGAGGACCAUUCCCAAUGAUGGCGUCAACAUGCAGGCCAUUGCAGCGCUGCUCCUCAAGUACAAGUGGAGGGAGUUCGUUGCAGUCUAUACUGACAAUCGUUUCGGCCGCAACGGUAUCACUGCGCUAAUGUCGUACCUCCUCGCGAGCAAGGCUUGGAAUGUGCGCAUCGCUCAAAGGGUACCUGUCAAGUCCACGUGGACAGCUGAUGACGUGGCGCAGGCUCUGGCUGCCAGCAAGGUGGUGGAUUCUGCCGUCUAUGUGCUGCACGCCUCCUCUACCAUGUCUGCUCUCAUACUCGAUACAGCCAGCAGGCUGGGCAUGAUAGGGAAGAACUACGUGUGGAUAGCAUCGGAAGGGGCUGCUCAGGCCAACACGUCCACGCUGCAGCAUGCAGAGGGCCUUAUAAUCACAGCCUCCUACCUCCCCCCGUCGCCUCGCCUGGCGGCCUUCAAGCAGCGGUGGAAGCAGCUCAGCCCAGAGCAGUUCCCAGGGGCGGCUGAGGAGGACCCCAAGACCUACAGCCUCGCGGCCUAUGAUGCCGUUUAUCUCAUCUCCCUAGCUCUACACUCUUUACUCGUUAAAAGCGUCUCUCAGCUGCCAAGUGCCAGCGCCUUUCACCUGCCGUCGGAAACAGCCGCCAGUGGAAUGAGUGCGAUUGCUGCACCUGCAGCGUCUGCUGCUGCUGCUGCUGCACCUGCGGAAUCUGCUGCUGCUGCUGCGGCAGCACCUGUUGCUGCUGCUGAGGCAUCUGCUGCUGCAGCAGCAGCAGGGGGAGCGCAGCCGUUGGUUCUGCCGGUGGGAGCAGGGCAGGGCGGGGAGGGCGAUGGGGGCUCAUUCCACUUCUGCACAACCUGCAUCGCAGCUCCAUUGGGCCUGUCCUCCGCAAAGCCAUUCUCAACACUUCCUUCGAAGGCCUCACUGGAAGAAUCUCCCUUGCAGCGCAUGGCGAUGUGCAGGCAGAGGCAACGGAGGUGCUCAACGUGCGCAAUGCUACAGCGCAGCGAGUUGGCUUCUGGACCCCUGCCUGGCAGCUCACGCCCUCGCUCAAGCCCCCCUCCGAGGACAAGGAGGAACCACUCGGCAUUGUCUUCCCUGGUGGGCUCGCAGUAGUGAGUGUUGCCUUCGCUGGUG